AUGGGAGUCAUUUCAGCGAAGCAGCCGGCGUCAUACCACCGACUGAAAUACUACGAUCUUCAGAAAGAUGUACUAGAACAGACUCCGUACGAUGGAUUCGUGAAUCCACUUGAGAAGUUCCGGUUUUAUGCGUGUAAUGUAACAUCGGACAAGUUUAACAGCACGACAAAAGACUUGUGGUUUGGGCAGCUGCGGAGCGUAUCGAACGAUACUGAGUGCCUGACAACGAAUUCGUGGGUGAAGGAAUAUCCCCAUGAUGGGCCGUACGGAGGUCCAUACUAUGAGAUGCACCCUAAGGGCAAGAACUCGACGGUGAAGCUUGAGAAGUGCUCGACAAAGGUGGAUGACAAGUUGCGAUUCCAGUGGUUCGCAAUGACGCGGAAAAAUAAGAAAGGAUGUAAUGCGGGUAUUGGACACAAGGGUCAUGUCGGAGAUGCUGUUGGAAAUUUGAUUUGCCCUGGGUUACAACACGAUGCGAAGGACAAGCAUGCGUGGUUCUGCUCUGUGUCAAACGUAUGGAACACGGACAGCGAGGGCUAUGCGAUUUUGAAGACGAUGGAAGAUAAGGAAGAAGGCGUUGAAGGAGACCUCAAAUGCCCGGACUGGCCUCGUUCUGCCUAA
Malassezia globosa CBS 7966 is the source of this 621-nucleotide messenger RNA. RefSeq lists its product as uncharacterized. NCBI's taxonomy places the organism in Eukaryota, Fungi, Basidiomycota, Malasseziomycetes, Malasseziales, Malasseziaceae. The transcript has a single exon. The record is from RefSeq and is a predicted model, not a curated record. Bases 1 to 621 code for a protein of 206 amino acids.